Messenger RNA from Rotaria sordida, 1926 nucleotides. NCBI's taxonomy places the organism in Eukaryota, Metazoa, Rotifera, Eurotatoria, Philodinida, Philodinidae. The record is from the annotation of a GenBank genome assembly.
AUGCUAAAUGUAAAAAAGUCUGAUGUCGACUCGAAUCAGUCCGAAGUCGAACAACAAACUGAACUUAUGUACAAAGAUAAUACAAUAUGGACAGCUGUGUUUAAUGCCGACAAGACUGCCAUUAACAAUUUAGUCGAUAUUGAUCCAGAUAUUAUUCACACUAGGGGAGCUGUUGGCGAAUGUCCUAUUCAUAUGUUAUUUCUAUAUGGAUCAGAUGCACAUUUAGAAAUUGCUCGAGAUCUUAUUAUACGUUUUCCAUUUAUUGUAACGCAAAUUUACAAUAAACCAGUAUAUUACGGUGAGAAUAUUCUUCAUAUUGCUAUUGUCAAACGUUAUACAACUAUGGUUGAAUGGCUACUUAGUAAUGAACAUUUAGAGUCUUAUCGACAACAAUUAUUGACAGCAACUGCUACAGGUGACUUCUUUAAAAUAGGGCAACCAUCUUAUUAUGGUGAAACUCCACUAGGAUUUGCUUGUUGUACUAAUCAAUGGGAUAUGGUUGAAAUCUUACUAAAAUAUGGUGCUGAUAUGGAUGCGACGGACAGCAACGGUAAUACCAUUCUGCAUAUGCUUGUUAUCUGCAAUUUGCCUGAAAUUUAUGCGAAAUUCAAAGCACGUUGGAUAGAACAACAGGUUAGUAACGACAACGAUAAAACAAGUGGCUCAAUAUCAACGAAACAAACGAAACUGUGGAAUCGUUUAAAUAAAGAUGGUUUCACACCAUUGACUCUAGCAGCUGAUAUAAGUCAAUCUAAAAUGUUGUCAUGGUUACUUUAUGAGCGUAAAAAAAUACAAUGGUCUUAUGGUAACGUUUCAUGCAUAUUACAUCCUCUCGAUCAACUCGAUCGUGAUUUUCAUGACGAUAAUAAACAACAACCACUUAGUGUCAUUGAAAUAAUGAUUAAAAAUAAUGAUCCUGAAUUAGUACAUCCUAUUAUUAUAUCUUUAAUUGAUAAAAAAUGGAAAUAUUUUGCUUAUCGAAUACUUAUUCAUCGAUUUCUCAUUACAUUUCUCUAUCUUCUUGUUUUUCUUGGCACUACAAUUUUGCAACAAACACGAUCAGAAACGACAUCACGUAAAAAGGAUAAGAAAACAGCAUCAAUUCAUGGUACAGAUUCGAAUGUUAGUCGUCAAAUAACCUGUGCAGUCGGCCGCUUCAUUCUAAUAUUCGGUGCCCUAUGGAAAAGUAAACGUGAAAUAAAUGAAAUGCGUAGUUUAGGUUUGUUGGAUUAUCUGAACAGUACAGGAUCUAUUUUUCUUGAAAAUUGUUUAGCAUGCUCAUUUUGUCUUUUUAUUUUAACUGCUCAAGUUUUUCAUUUAUUUGGAAUGCAGGAAUAUGAAACUCUCAUACUUGCUUUUACUUCUCUUAUUGGAUGGGGUUAUAUGUUCUUUUUCAUUAUGCCAUUUCGAUUUACUGGUCCAUUUGUCAUUAUGAUUUAUAAAAUGUUAUUCAAUGAUGUCCUUCGUUUUUGUAUAAUAUAUGUAAUUUUUCUUGCGGGUUUUUCACAAUCAUUUUUUAUUUUAUUCAAUGAAAAUGGUUUGAAAGGUUAUAUAUCAAGUAUCAAACAAUGUUUUUUGGGUUUAUUGGGUGAUUUUGAUAUAGAUCAUUAUGCCGGAGGACAAUAUCCGAAGGCAAGUAUUACAUUAUUUAUCUUCUAUGUUGUGGUUAUUACUAUUCUUUUGUUAAAUUUACUUAUUGCUAUGAUGGGUGAUACAUAUGCCGAUGUAAAAAAAAGUGCCAAAAAAUUAUGGCAUUUAGAGCGAGCACGUAUUGCACUUUAUCUUGAAAGUGGUAUUGCAAAGUCUGAACGCCACUUAACUAACAAUAAAUAUUGGAUAGAUGUACAAGGUAAACGUUAUUUACAAGUUGAACAAGUAAAAAAUGAUCUUUCUGAUUCGAUGAACGACGAAGAAAAUGAUAACUAA